GAGAUGGACGCGGCCACACGGGCGCUGAAGGACGCCACGGAGGAGACCUUCGGUGAGCGACCGAAGAUCGACCUGGGUGAGUACCGUGGAGAUGAUUACUCUUGGAAUGCCAUUGGUUUUUUCGGCAUUGCCUUCAUCGUGCUCGUGUGCUACGAGUCAUGGAAAGACGAGUUGGGUGGUGGACUGGUCCCCAGCAACGUGAAGACGGAUGCCGAUGAUUACUUCAAUCCGGACUUCGAUCCCUACAAAGGCAUGAACAUCAAGAAGGAGACCAAGGAGAAGGAAAAUGCCUGA
Messenger RNA from Symbiodinium sp. CCMP2456, 294 nucleotides. Lineage: Eukaryota; Dinophyceae; Suessiales; Symbiodiniaceae. The record is from the annotation of a GenBank genome assembly.